Molecule: messenger RNA, 958 nt
Organism: Theobroma cacao (cacao)
Lineage: Eukaryota; Viridiplantae; Streptophyta; Magnoliopsida; Malvales; Malvaceae
Product: Small nuclear ribonucleoprotein family protein
Biological process (GO): mRNA splicing, via spliceosome; nuclear-transcribed mRNA catabolic process
Molecular function (GO): RNA binding
Source: RefSeq, a predicted model, not a curated record
UCAAAUAUACAAGAAAAAGCAUUGGCCGAAGCCCGCCUGGACACUCGAAGCGUACUCUAUAUUAAAACAGUGAGAUCGACAUCGAAUUAACCCAAAACCGAAAGAAAAAACAGUAAGAUCGAAUACAAGCCUAGCUGUGCAUCUCUCUCCUCAGCCCUCUUCUUCUCUUGUGAUUUCUUUUUCUUGAUUCGCUAGGUUUCUACUUCAUUCAGAAAACAGAAGAUGCUUCCUCUUUCUCUUCUAAAAACUGCACAGGGGCAUCCUAUGCUGGUAGAACUGAAAAAUGGGGAGACCUAUAAUGGGCAUUUGGUCAAUUGCGAUACUUGGAUGAACAUCCAUCUUCGUGAAGUUAUCUGUACUUCUAAGGAUGGAGACCGGUUUUGGCGAAUGCCUGAAUGCUAUAUCCGUGGAAAUACUAUCAAGUAUCUUCGAGUUCCUGAUGAGGUAAUUGAUAAAGUUCAGGAAGAAACAAAGAGUCGUGCAGAUAGGAAGCCUCCUGGUGUAGGCCGUGGCAGAGGUAGAGGUAGAGAAGAUGGUCCUGGUGGAAGGCAACCAAAGGGAGUUGGCCGUGGGCUAGAUGACGGUGCUAAGGGUGCAGGUGGAGGCCGAGGCAGGGGUGGUGCAGGUGGAAAGACCAGUGGAAAUAGAGGUGGUGGCCGAGGUCGAGGUUGAUGUGAUGCUGCUUUGUUGUGGGGUGACUUUGCUAUUUUUAGAAGCAUGUUGCAUCCAAAUGACUCAAGUUGGGUUCUUCUGUUGGGUUGAUUCUAUCAGUGAUUGUCUCAAAAGUGCCAAAUAUAGGUAGCAUUGCAGAAUUCAGUUGAGGAUCUUGUAUUGUGGUUUAUCAUUUUACCUUAUUGCCCUUUUCGUGUAUUGAGGUUGUAGUUUGUAAGACAAUUUCUCUGUUAAGUUCAUGCGUUCAAGUUAAAUGAUUAUCUCUCUGCCUUUUGUGUUGGGUACC